Messenger RNA from Rhinolophus ferrumequinum (greater horseshoe bat), 2025 nucleotides. It is a transcript of the gene SLC35F2, whose product is annotated as solute carrier family 35 member F2. The coding region runs from base 25 to 1323 and encodes 432 amino acids. Gene Ontology annotation, molecular function: transmembrane transporter activity. The record is from RefSeq and is a predicted model, not a curated record. NCBI's taxonomy places the organism in Eukaryota, Metazoa, Chordata, Mammalia, Chiroptera, Rhinolophidae. Gene Ontology annotation, cellular component: membrane. The transcript is spliced from 9 exons. Gene Ontology annotation, biological process: transmembrane transport.
GCAAACCAGAACACACCGGGCUUGAUGGUUAAUGAUUUGCCGCAGGAGCCCGCCGGAGAAGCUAGAGGACCGAGCGAGCGCGGGAGCGCGGGCGCAGGGACAGAGCCGAGCCCCCGCUGGCCUCACAGGCACCGCCUCCCGUCUUCCGGGCCCCAGUACUUCGGGGGGUUCCGGGCGCCGCAGACUGCAGGCUCCCCCAUGGAAGCCGCCUUGCCGACGGGACCCGGCGCCCCGCCGCCGCAGGCGCAGGGAGCAGCGAGCAGGGUGGUCGGCCUGCUGCGCAGGAUAAAAGGCAAACUCUUCACCUGGAAUAUUUUGAAAACAAUUGCCCUGGGUCAGAUGUUGUCCUUGUGUAUAUGUGGAACCGCCAUCACCAGCCAGUAUCUGGCAGAAAAAUACAAAGUGAACACCCCCAUGCUUCAGAGCUUUAUCAACUAUUGCUUGCUGUUUCUAAUUUAUACAGCAAUGUUGGCAUUUCAAUCAGGCAGUGAUAACCUUUUCUACAUCUUGAAAAGAAAAUGGUGGAAGUACAUCCUGCUGGGACUAGCAGACGUGGAAGCCAAUUACCUGAUUGUCAGAGCGUACCAGUACACGACUCUCACCAGUGUCCAGCUUUUGGAUUGCUUUGGGAUUCCCGUGUUGAUGGCUCUCUCGUGGUUUAUUCUUUAUGCAAGAUACAGAGUGAUCCACUUCAUUGCUGUGGCUGUCUGUUUGUUGGGUGUAGGAACUAUGGUUGGUGCCGACAUAUUAGCAGGGAGGGAAGACAAUUCAGGUAAUGAUAUACUCAUUGGUGACAUCUUGGUCCUUCUUGGGGCUUCCCUCUAUGCCAUUUCUAAUGUAUGUGAAGAAUACAUCGUGAAGAAGCUGAGCAGACAAGAGUUUUUAGGAAUGGUGGGAUUAUUUGGAACAAUUAUCAGCGGCAUACAGCUAUUGCUUGUGGAAUACAAGGAUAUUGCUAGCAUUCGCUGGGACUGGAAAAUUGUCCUGCUGUUUGUGGCAUUUGCCCUCUGUAUGUUUUGCCUGUACAGCUUCAUGCCAUUGGUAAUUAAAGUUACUAGUGCUACUUCUGUCAACCUGGGCAUCCUGACUGCUGACCUCUACAGCCUUUUCUUUGGACUCUUUCUCUUUGGCUAUAAGUUUUCGGGACUCUACAUCCUGUCCUUCACUAUCAUCAUGGUGGGGUUUAUUCUGUACUGUUCCACCCCGAUGCGUACGGCAGAGCCGGCCGAGAGCAACGUGCCACCAGUCACCAGCAUUGGAAUCGACAAUCUGGGACUGAAGCUUGAGGAGAACCUCCAGGAGACCCAUUCUGCGGUCUUGUAGUUGGAGAAAGUGCCCACGCACACCUGAAGCUUCCUGGGAAACGUCACUGGGAUAAAGCAGAGCCUGCUGACUGCUGAGGGGACCCUUGGAAAAUGAUCAGUCUCGGAGCAAACACUCCAUAGCAUUGGACUGGAUCCAGUGGUUAGAUUUUACAAAGUAAUACAAAAUAAUGUAUCAAAAGUACAAAUACUAAGAUUGUGCUUCUGUGUGUUUGAGGACCAAUACCUGUUAAUGUCAGACAGACAAGGCGUGGGCCCCAUUCUGGGGCCUCUGAAAGGUGGGAAAGCGGGAUGGGGCAGAUACCCAGGCAGGAGCCAGCCUCAGGACAGGGCCUGAAACAGCCUGAAAAUGGGCUGUCCAGGCCUGACGGGGUGGCCAGGAGAAGGGGCAGUCCAGGGUGGUCUGAGAGGAGGUUUCCUCAGCUGGAGGCUUCUGGGUUUGGUCCUUCUGAGUUGUCAUUGUCCACAGGCUACCAGUGAGAUCUGGUGACAGUGCAUAUGUCAGGAAAAUGGGUGGGGCCGCACUAGAGAAAUCCUGAGAUACAAAUGUGAGUACCAUGGCAGCAUUAAAGUGGAGUGCAGGAAACGUAGGAACCCUCUCUCUGUUGUUAAAAAAAGGCUGCUACACUACUUUUUACCAAAUAUUUGUUAUGUCCAUGAGAUUUUUAUGAUACUUCUUCAAUACCAAAUGUUAAUGAGUAGC